AUGCCUUACACCGCCAUUGUCAUGUACCCCAACGAGUCGGACAUCCAGUUCGAUGAGUCUUACUACAUGAAGACCCACAUGCCCCUCGUUGAGGCUACCUGGAAGAAAUAUGGCCUCCACAGCUGGAAGGUCACCAAGUUCCCCACUGCCCUUGAUGGCUCGCGCUCCGAGUACUUAAUUAUGGCUACUCUUGAGUGGGAGAGUGAGGAGGCCUUGAAGACUGCUCUGAAGGAUGAGGGUAGCGCCAAGGUCUUUGGUGACAUUUCCAACUUCACCAACAAGAAGCCUGUCACUCUGGCUGGAUCCAACCUUUAA
Molecule: messenger RNA, 315 nt
Organism: Penicillium antarcticum
Lineage: Eukaryota; Fungi; Ascomycota; Eurotiomycetes; Eurotiales; Aspergillaceae
Exons: 1
Coding region: 1-315 (104 amino acids)
Molecular function (GO): oxidoreductase activity
Source: RefSeq, a predicted model, not a curated record